AUGAAGUUCAGCACCUUCCUCGUUGCCGCUCUUGCCGUCGUUGGUGUCGUCGCCGCCGCCGCCCAACCUGCUGCUGCCGGCAAUCUGCCGGCCGUCAAAUCCGCCGCCGAAGCGCUCCAGAUGCUUGAAGCGUCCGAGUUGCCCGAUGGUCACGAUGGUGACGCCGACAAGAAGGAGCAGUACGGCGGCUGGGGUCUGGGUCUUGGCGCUGGCUGGGGUCUCGGCGGCGGCUGGGGCAACUGGGGUGGCUGGGGUGGCUACGGACCCUACCGCUUCGGGUUCAUGUGCGGCGGCGUCCCUGGCUGGGCCUACCCCAUGGGCUACUGGAACAUGUUCGGCGCGGGUCUCUACGGCGGCAGCUGCGGUCUCGGCAUGCCUUUCGGUGGUCUCUACUACUGCUAA
Molecule: messenger RNA, 402 nt
Organism: Phytophthora sojae
Lineage: Eukaryota; Oomycota; Peronosporomycetes; Peronosporales; Peronosporaceae
Exons: 2
Coding region: 1-402 (133 amino acids)
Source: RefSeq, a predicted model, not a curated record